Messenger RNA from Rotaria sp. Silwood2, 253 nucleotides. Lineage: Eukaryota; Metazoa; Rotifera; Eurotatoria; Philodinida; Philodinidae. The record is from the annotation of a GenBank genome assembly.
AGUUGAUCCACAAGAUGAAGAUAAUGAAAAGUCGGAUACAAGUAAUUUGGUUCCAUUUCGUAAAUCUCUGGAGUGGCCUAUUGGUUCAUCUGAUUCAGUAGAUGUUUUGCUAAUUCCGUCAGAUCCAACAAAUAAAACACGUUAUGCAACUAAGGUCUUAAAUAUCGUCUUUUCACGUGAAGAUCUUGAAAAUAUUCAACCGGAUGCCUUACCUAGUGACGAACGGUACCAUUUCGUGAAAGGUAGAAUAUGA